AACUUCUAGAUAUAGAGGAAAAAUAAUUAGAGAAAAAAAUGAUGAAUUCAGAGGAGUUUCAUUAUGUUUGCUGUAAAAAAAGGAAAAAAAAAGAAAAAAAGAACGUAAAAUGUCUUUUUUCUGAAUAUAAAAAACAGACAGAAAAAUUAAUUGAAUCAAGUUUUUAUUGUUUUGCUUCGGGUAUUAUUUUUCUUAAUUUAAUAAUUCUCCUUAUUUAUAUGUGCUGGAUUCUAUUUCUAGAAUAAUAUCUUUAAAACUAGAUAAGAUUUCUCGUUUAGUAAUGUUGGGAUUGGGAAGUUUUCAGAAUAAUUCGCGAAGUUUGACUCAGCUUUGUUUUGGAAUUGAAAUAUCAAAAAAUCUUGGAUUUAAAGGAAAAUUGGAAGCAUAUGAUCCUGUUUUCACCUUUUUAGAUUGCCAGUUUUUAAAAGAACUUAAUAUUGACUUUGAUUUAGAAAAUUCAUCAGAUCUUUAUGAUGCAAAACAGCCUGUUAUAUUUUAUAUGCCGCACUGUCCUAUAUCAAUGUAUGAAACAUUGUUUAAGAAAAACUGGACAUUAAAGAGGCUUUGUAAUAUCUUCUUAAUAGGAAAUUCUUUAAAAACAUAUGAUUUAACUAUGGAACUCGCGAAAAAGAAGAAAUAUCCAUUUGUUUUUAAAGCAUGUUUGAUAUUUGAGUCAAUUUUGUUUUCAAAAGCUUUUGAGCAACCUGAAACAUUUAAUGAUCUUGCCUUUCAAUGGUGUGAAGAAAUUGUUGCUGAAAAAUUCUUAGUUUAAAUAACAAUGAAUAUAAAAUAUAAGAUAUUAAACAAAUUCUAGAGCUGUGCAUACAAAUUAAAUAUUUAAACAACUGA
Molecule: messenger RNA, 849 nt
Organism: Pneumocystis murina B123
Lineage: Eukaryota; Fungi; Ascomycota; Pneumocystomycetes; Pneumocystales; Pneumocystaceae
Exons: 5
Coding region: 281-772 (163 amino acids)
Biological process (GO): microtubule-based process
Cellular component (GO): cytoplasm; nucleus
Source: RefSeq, a predicted model, not a curated record